AUGGCGGGCAUGUCGGCAUGGGUUGUCGAGCUGAUGAAGACGCAUGUAAGCAACGCAGGAGCGAGGGUGUGGAUUUGCGGGGGAACUGGGCGUGCCGAGCGAGGAGCCCAGGUCGCAGUUAUACGGGAUGUGGUCCGGACUCCUGUUUCGGGUCUGCCUGCAUGGACAGCUGUAUUGACGGCUUAUACGAGGCUUAUAUUUGCGACUGGGCCGCACCAGAAGGUGAAGGAGCAAGCUCGAUCGAGCUCUGCGCCACCAUGCGCAGAAUCAGAUCAGAUGGCACCCCGGCUGAGCCCGCCCCCUCCCUUGAAAGCGGAGAGCGAGGAGAACCAAGAUCGCAGUUUCGUUGCAGACGACGACAGAUCCUGA
Molecule: messenger RNA, 369 nt
Organism: Chaetomium globosum CBS 148.51
Lineage: Eukaryota; Fungi; Ascomycota; Sordariomycetes; Sordariales; Chaetomiaceae
Exons: 2
Coding region: 1-369 (122 amino acids)
Source: RefSeq, a predicted model, not a curated record